Messenger RNA from Myotis davidii, 714 nucleotides. Its product is annotated as olfactory receptor-like protein OLF3. Lineage: Eukaryota; Metazoa; Chordata; Mammalia; Chiroptera; Vespertilionidae. Gene Ontology annotation, molecular function: G protein-coupled receptor activity; olfactory receptor activity. The coding region runs from base 1 to 714 and encodes 237 amino acids. Gene Ontology annotation, biological process: G protein-coupled receptor signaling pathway. The record is from RefSeq and is a predicted model, not a curated record. The transcript has a single exon. Gene Ontology annotation, cellular component: membrane.
AUGGUGACAGUGCUGGGGAGCUUCCUCAUUGUUCUUCUGAUCAGACUGGACAGCCGACUCCACACGCCCAUGUAUUUCUUUCUCACCAACCUCUCCCUUGUUGAUGUCUCUUAUGCCACAACCAUAGUCCCUCAGAUGUUGGUUCAUUUUCUCGUAGAACAUAAAGUAAUCCCACUCGUGAGCUGUGCAGCCCAGUUAUUUUUUUCCCUGGGAUUGGGUGGGAUUGAGUUUGUUCUACUGACAGUGAUGGCUUAUGACCGCUAUGUGGCUGUGUGUGACCCCCUGCGAUACCUGGUCAUCAUGCAUGGAGGGUUCUGUACUAGGUUGGCCAUCACAUCCUGGGUCAGUGGCUCUGUCAACUCUCUCAUGCAGACUGUGAUCACCUUUCAGCUGCCCAUGUGCUCCAACAAGUUUAUUGAUCACAUAUCCUGUGAACUCCUAGCUGUGGUCAGACUGGCCUGUGUGGACACCUCCUCCAAUGAGAUUGCAGUCAUGGUUUCUAGCAUUGUCCUGCUGAUGUCACCAUUCUGCCUGCUUCUCUUGUCUUGUGUCAAGAUCAUCUCCACCAUCCUAAAGAUCAGGUCCACAGAGGGAAGAAAGAAAGCCUUCCACCUCACAGUGGUUGUCUUGUGCUGUGGCAUGGCCAUUUUCAUUUACACCCAGCCCCACUCUGGCCCCUCUGGCCUUCAGAAGAAGUUGAUCUCUCUCUUUUAA